GCGUAGCCAGGACUUGGACACAUGACUUUUUUUGUUUAUCAAAAACCAAUACAUCAUACGCCCCAGGUCAAAAAGAAAAACUAGAAUUAGCUGAUACUGGUUUAGGAAAGAAAAAGGUUACCUUCUCGCAUGAUGGAGAUGCUGCUCAUGUGACUAAGCAAUUGGAAAAAAUUUAUCCAAAAUUACAAGGAUGUGGAGGUUUUGAGAUACUACGAUCGCAAGGCACCAAAGAAACAUUGCGAUUGCUCAUCCCACCCCAUAGUGGAUAUUCUGUUAUAUCACUGAGGGAUCUUAGCGGCCUUGGGUCUGCUUUAGGAUACAUUAGACCAAUACAGAUGAACCUUUCCACAUCAAAAGUCUCACCACAGGAUCCCAUGAUGUUUCAAUCUAUGGAGUCUUACUCUGUUAAAUGUUUAGGCUGCCUUGAAGAUAUCCCAAUAGACCAAUUACGAGAGCAUCACAAAAAGUGUAUCAGCAGCAACAAUCAGGAGGUCCAUGGUGCAAGUACAAAAAAGGAAUUUUAUCAGGCAAUAGUUGACACACAAGUUCAAAUUGUUCUUGAUGAAAGCCAGUGGGAUAGGUCUACCCCUAUUCAGUUGGAGAACAAGCUGACCCUCAUCCAAUGGCUGUUGCAGUAUGAUGUUUUAAUUAAACGUGAAAAGGCUAUAAAACACUUCGGGAAGGGCUUGGCAACCCUUGGCCUGGUAAGACAUAUGCAAAAAUUUCCAGAGUAUCUUGCACUACUUGGAAAUUUGUGGGAGCAAAAUUCCAGAAACAAGAAUCUCAUCACUAUCAUGCAAGUCAUCUGUUGGUACUGGACCAUCCCAGUCUGUGCCAUAGUCUUCUUGCUGCAAAUAAAAUAUAUAUCAUCAUCAUCAUCAUCAUUAGCCUGUCACACCACUGCUGGCGGAUGGCCUCCACAUCUUUCUCCACUUAUCACGGUUUUGGGCACUCUGGGUUCACGUGCUGCCUGCCUGCCUGCCUGCCUAAAAGUAUAUAUCAUUUUUAGUUAUAUGUUGAUUGUUUUACUAUUAAAAAUAAUAUAUUGAAAUUACAAGCUGAUGUUUUUUAUGUAAGUUGGUGGUUUCAUUUUAAACAUUGGAGGAAAUAACUUUACUCCAAUUUCACUGUGAAAAUCAUCUGGGCCCCUGCCUUCCGUCAGUCCUUGUAGCCACAUUUGCAGUGGGGAUUUGUAAUGCUUAUAGAUUUGUCAUGGGAGACAGAAUUGGAAAUUCAUUUUUUACUGCACCUUCUGUUCCUCGUGAAAUAUCUGAGAUAAUCUCUCUUCUUAAAACUGGAAAAAUCUCUAGGACCAACCAGCAUUCCUAUGAAAAUCUUAAAAACCCUUAUAUCUUCACCUCUUUCUCACAUCAUGAAUGAACCAUUUCAAUCUGGGGUAUUCCCAGACAAAAUGAAGUUGGCCAAGGUAAUUCCAUUGUCUAAGAAAGGUUCUUAACUAGAAGCAUCCAACUAUAGACCUAUUUCUUUUCUUUCUAUCUUCAGCAAAAUCAUAGAAAAAGUCAUGUAAGAACGUCUUUAUAAAUUUCUAGAAAAACAGGAAAUACUUUAUGCUUUAAAAUUUGGAUUUCGCGCUAAUCAUUCAAUUAACCAUGCCCUGGGUAGUUUAACAGAAGCCACAAGAACUCAUUAGAUAAUAAGAAAGUCGGUUGUGGGAUUUAUAUUGACCUACAAAAAGCAUUUGAUACAGUAAAUCAUGAAAUUCUUCUGACAAAGCUUGAACAUUAUGGAAUUCGAGGAACCGUCUUAGACUGGUUAAAAUCUUAUCUCACAGAAAGAAAACAAUAUGUAUCAAUAAAUGGAUCAAACUCAAGUUAUCUGUGUUACUUGUGGAGUUUCACAGGGCCCACUCCUUGGUCCUCUCCUUUUCCUAAUUUACAUUAACGAUUUGCCAUACUGAUCCUCAAACCUAGCCUUCUACUUAUUUGCAGAUGAUACCAAUAUCUACAGUAAAGCUGAUAAUCUUGAUUUGCUUCAAAGAACAGUCAAUAUUGAAUCCAAAAAAGUUAAAGUUUGGCUUGAUGUUAGCAAUUUAUCAUUUAAUAUUGAUAAGAAAGAUUUUAUUACCUUUAAGUCUAUUCAGAACCCCUCCUCUCAAAUAAUCAAUAUCAAUAUUGGAAACUUUCCUAUAAAAAAUACUUCCUAUGUUAAAUUUCUUGGAGUCCUAUAAGAUGAAAAUCUUUCUUGGAAAUAUCAUUUGACUGAGCUUUCUAAAAAACUUGCAAGAAUUUCUGGCAUGUUCUUCAAAGUAAGAAACUUCUUACCAAUAAAUGUUUUGAUAUUUAGAAUUCUUUAUUUUCACUUUUUAAUCAAUAGGGAAUUUUAGUUUGGGGUCUUACAUGUGAAACUUAUACCAAUCCAGUAUUCCUAUUACAGAAACGGGUUAUAACGGCAAUUGCAUUCGAGAAAUUUACUUUGCACUCAACUCCUAUCUUCUCCGCUUUGAAAAUCUUAAAACUGCAUGAUCUCUUUCAACUUAAACUUCUGACUUUUGUGUAUGAAUCUGUCAAUAAAAUCUUCCCUACUUGUUUUCACAACUUGUUUAAAUCUGUGGUGUUCAUUCAUCAAUAUGGUACACAACAGGCUCGCAAGGACAAUAUAUUUUUAACUCAAAUAAAUACCAAUCAAUAUGGUCUCAGAUCUAUACAUCACUGUGGAUCAAAGUGCUGGAAUGAAAUUCCUUUAGAUAUAAAACGGUCACCAUCAGUUUAUAUCUUUUGUCAGAGACUCAAAGCCUUUUUUUUUGAAAAUAAUUAUUGUAGCAGAUUAUGGACAGUAAUCAUCAAUAUUUUCCUCGAAAUGUUUCUAAGUUAUAUUCAUCAACUAAAAUUUUCCUAUAAGGGGGUGGCCUCUCCUCGAUUAGCUCUGCUACUGAGAGACCUCCUUCUCAAAAAUUCCUCUUCAUGCAAAUUUUCUAAAUUGUUGAACCCACUUACAAACUGCGGCAGAGAUUUGUUUAUCCUAGGCAAAUACACAUAGUGCAGAGCAAACAGGUGUGUUUCUUCAGUUGAAAUUAGAAAAUUAAACGAACCUACCUGUAGGUGAAGUUUGAUUGUAAUUCUAUGAGUCAUCGGCCGUGACUGGAGGAGCUGUAUGAGAUACUGUGCGCUAGCCCAUGCGAACCAGCUUUUAGAGCUAAGCAAAUGAAGCAAUGACAAACCAGUGAUAUAUAAAGGAAAAAAUAGGAGGAGCCGGGACGGAAGAAAAAACCAUAAAUAACCGGGACGUACUGUUUGUUUACAAGCUGUGUUUUAAAACUUUUGAGGGCAAAAUAGGCUGCUAGCAGUUCUAAAAAGUUAAUGGUUAAUGUGAUGUAAGGCUUCAACUGGGGACCUUGAUAUGUAUCCAAAGGAAAUUGAGUUGAGUGCGGCUCCCCACCCAGAAAGUGAAGCAUCUGAGUAUAAAGUCAGGUCGGGGGGGGGGUGACCAUGAUAUGUAUCCAAAACUGUCAUCUAAGUUCAAAAGUCACAAUUCUAUAUCAGACAGGGCGAGUUUACUGAGCCCCAUAAUAGCAUCAAAAUCGCCCUGAGAGGUCUUUAACGCCUGUAUUUUAUCAUUUUCCUGUGGGCGAAAAUGUAUUCCCCAAAAGGAACUGCAGGGAGGCACGACACCAUAUAGUCAACAGCUUUUACAGUAUCACGAAUAGACACAGCAUGACAAUGUACUUUUAAAUUUUGCAAGCAUUCCUUUAUCUCUGUUUCACAAUCAGCUGGUAAAUUUAUUGUCAUAGAAAUCGAAUCAAGAAUAAAGCCUAGGAAUUUGAUUUGCUGUUUAGGAAAAAAUUCAGAUUUUCUAGAUGUACUACAAAACCAAAGUCAUUAAAUUGUCUGAAGGUAGAUAGCACAGUAUUAACACAACCUUCAUAUGUACCACUUUGUAAAUGAAUAUCAUCAAUAUAACUUGCAAUAAUGUGUCCCUGUUAUCUUAAUGUAACAGCUAGGGGCUUCAAAAGUUUAGUAAAUUGCCUUGGACAGGAUGCUAAGCCAUUAGGAUAGGCAGUAUAGGCAUACAAAGACAAUUUCAAAUAUCUUUGGCAUGGGGAGUGAAUUCUGACACUGGAAUAUGCGUCUUUAAGGUCAAUAGAAGCCAUCCAGCAGUUUGGUGUAAUCAUAGCAAGUAUGCCUUGAAUAAUGUGUGAGAAGGAAGAACCGCAGGAUUGGCUGUCAGCCGGAUUCUGUGAAUCUUGCAAUGAGAUUUUCAAAUGAAAGAUAUACAGGAACAAAGCAAUACGACGACGAGAAUCCAAUGUCACGAAAUGAAAUUUUCAAAAUAAAUUAAAUUUAAAGAAUAUACUAAUAUUUCGCCCCAGCAUAUAGGGCUUCAUCAGAUUAAAAUCGAUGCUUUGAAUAGUUUCCAUUUUAAAAUGAUGAUAUGCAACAAAAGAAUUUAACUGUUUAAGAUUUAGAAUAAGACGGAUCUUACCGUCCUUCUUAGGUACACAGAAAAUUGGAGAAACGAACUCUCCAUUUUCAUGAGCACAUCGUCUAAGCACAUUUUUCAAUAGCAAAUCAGAGAUUUCUUGCUCAAUUAACGGAGCGUAUUGAUAAGAAAUUGAAUUAGCCGGAUACUGACGUUGAAUUUCAGGGGGUUGAACAAAUUCAAUCAGAUCACCAGAAACAAUUCUUAGUAUAUAAGGAUCUAAGGUUGAUACCUUGUGAAUUACAUUUUCCAGUUCUUUGAGAACUUCUUCCUUCGAUGCUGAAUGGUUGGAGAUUGCCCUGACCUCUGCGGGGAGGGUAACCCCUCCCCCGCUGCGAUAAAUAAGAAUUGUUUUGAGAGGCCGAAUUCCCAAAACGUUGAUAUGGGUUUCGACGGGAGGGUCUUGCAGAAAUAUUUUGAGUAAUAUGGCUCAUUGCCUUGACCUCUCGCAUUGUUUUAGAAAUGUCAUCACCGAAGAGCAGAGUGGGUGGCUUCGUAGUGCAACCACAUGCGGCUUUAUACAUCGGAUUGAUAGAGGGUUGCAUGGCCUCUUUGCAGCGGCAAGAAAGCUCUUUGCAAACAUAACCAAGGAGAGUUAUAGCAUCAAUUUGUUGGGAAACCACAGAUUGGCAAUCAAGGGGAGAUUCGGAUUCCCUGUGCUUCAAAAGAUCAUUUAUCAACAUAGCGAUAGCACCGGAUGCUGUCAAAAUGGCAUCUUGAAGUACCGUAAACCAUUUAUCGGCCGAUUUGACCUCUGGCCUAAUUGCUCCCCAUACUUGUCGGUUAAUCCGAGGUUGAUAAAGCCCUGUGCAAUUCUCAGGAAUUUGAUACUUAUUUCUCAACUGCUUUCGUUGAGCAGACUCAAAUUCCGCAUGAAAUUUCUCAUUUAAAAUUUUAGUCAAAUGGACUGCACCUUUAGGAACCUUUAGGAACUGAAAUUGCAGUAGCCAUGCCAAUUUCCUUAGAGAAAGGCAUCCUGCAUGGUAGUAUUAUUUGGAUCUACCAUAUUGUCUUGGAGAUUGACAUCAUUGUCAAUGUCCUGCUCACCAAAGAUUGUGAACUGGAGGAGGAGUCUCUGAAUGAUGCCCGGCUAUAGAAGGGGCAGGUGCAUGAAAAUUUUCAUCCUCUGUAUUGUGAGGAAGAAGCGAAGUUUGGCAAUUAGGGUUGACAGAAAUAGUAGAAGAAUUGGUCAUAUUGACACGCCUUCGUUUUGCGAUAGGAAAUUCCUCGCCAUAGUCAGAUCCCAACUGUAAGACAUCCUCUUGGGAAAUCUAUCGCGGGGAUCAAAUAACGGUUUUGUUGGGAAACAAGAUGCAGUAGCAAUAGGCCUUUCCCUUUAUUAUGUCAGAAGCCAUGCGCGCGCUAUGAAUUCUGGGUAUGGUAAUUAAAGCGACCUUCCAAGAAGAGAUUUACUUUUUUACUCUGAUCGCUUGUCACAUUUCUCAAUAUUCAAAAUUGAUUCUACUACCGAUAACAAAACUGUUAACGAAGGAAGUCAUAUCCCUAGUCCUUUUCAAGACUCUUGCCAGGGGAACCACAAAGAAACCUUUCGGAAAAGAUGAUGGAAGGUCAUUCAUCUGUUGUGGAAGGGUCAACUAGGCCCAAGCCAGUCGUAUCUUCACCUUAUAUCUUCGAGUAUCAAGCGGAGAUGUAUAAACGCGAGGGCUGGAUAAACGUUUGUUGUUUUUUGUAAAACCGAACUUGAUUCAGAGUGAUAAUACUUUGUUCCUUGUAAGAGCAAGGGUGCAUGCGUCAAUGAAGACCAAUAGUUACAAAGUUUAUGCAAAUCUAGACCAAGACAAAGGUGAUGUAAUUUUUGCAAAGUGCGACUGCAAAGCAGGCCAGGGUGGUUGCUGCAAGCAUGCUGCUGCUCUUUUGUACACCUUAGUUGACUAUGUGAACAUGGACCUACAGAAUGUGCCAAAAGAACUUACCUGUACACAAGUAGGCCAAAAGUGGCAAAUUCCAUCAUCUGUCAAUGGACCAUGAAAGAACGCCUUCAUAUUUGAUUCUUUGGUUUUUGAAAAGGCUGAAGAAGGGAAAAAAAGAAAGAAGCCUUGUCCAAGUGGAGAAAGAAAUUAUUGUGCCACCCCACCUGUUGCAUAUAAGACAAAUCAAGAGGAACUAGUAGAUUUAGUUAAUUGUCUUGAAAUAGCUGGAAAAGCAAAUCUGUUUUGUAAAGCAGUGAAGCCUAGUUGUACCUUGUGAAUUUUUUGAAACUUCCUGCUCAAAGGCUAUCAGUAAAAAAGUACUUUAGGGCAAAGAAGAUGAAGAAAAUUCCUCUUUUAUAUACAUUGAAAGACUAUUUGAGGGUAUCAGCACUAAAGAACCAUCUAGUUUAAGUCUUGCUACUUGCAGAAAUAGUAAGCAGAGUUGGAAUUACUUCUGAUGCAGGAAUCACAUUAUGUAAGAAUACUUUAAAGCAGAAUGAAGAGCAGAUCUGGCACACCGAAAGAGCCAAAAGGAUUACCUCAUCGAUCUUUGGAAGAGUGAUGAAGAGGAGAAAGACCAUCUAUCCAGCAUCUAUUGUAAAGACAAUCAUUGAAAAGAAAGAGAACCGUAGUGGCCUACAACUUUCCCUCAGAUGAGGGGUUAGAAAAGGAGAGUGAUGCUAUAUUAUUAUAUCAAGAACAGCUAGGUCAUGAAUCGAUAGUGGAAAAAUGUGGCCUAGUUGUAAACCCAAUAUGGCCACGGAAUACUGUGGCCCCUGCCCACCCUCGAAACAAUUUUUGUAGAAAACCUUUAUUAACAAUCAUUAAGGAAAAUAUGAAAUAUCUAACAAUCUUAAAAUAUUGAUAGUUAUAUCAUCAAUGUCUGCCACAUCAUUGAAAUAUCAGAUAUGAAAGAAUGCCAGACCCAAGAAACAAAUUCCAGUUUUUCUUUCUCAGUGGAAAAUCAUGAAAAAACUCACUUAAACGUGUAUUGAAAUAUCAGAGUAAAAAUGUGAACAAACUCUUAUUUCUAUUUAUUGAUAUGUAUCGAAACAUUACUCAAAACUGAACUGAAAUCAAAUAUUCUGACCAACUGAUAAUAAAAGUCAUUUCCAUGGAUAGAAUCAGUCAAUAGUAGAAUAUGUAUGUCCUUCAUUAGUUCAAAACAAAACAUAAAAUCAUGGUGCAAAUGCAAUCUUACCAACAUCACUUCUUGAAAUGACAGCUAAUUCUUGAAGGCAUUUAGGUAGACAGACGCCGGAACACCUAAGAAUAAGAAAAUAUAAAUUUCAUAAACACAAAGCUCUCAUAGAAAAUGUAUAUAUAUACUGAAAAAAAUGACAAUUUAAUCCUGAUAAUUAACCCAAAAGCUGUUCUCUUUAGAUAAGUAUGGACAAAAUCUCUGGCAUAUGUAUGAAUAUGUAUGAAAAUAGUACUAAAAAGCAAAAUGAAAUCUGAAAAUGUUUCCACUCCACAUUACAUACAUGUUAUUUCUAUGGGCAAAUUCUUAUAUAUGUAUUAGCAAUAGAAAGAUCUUAAAUGUAUGCUUUUGCUCAGAAAAAAUUCAUUGUAAAUUGGUGAAAUAUUAUAAUUACAUUAAACUAAAUAAAACCACCCUCCUAAUUACUAUUUACCUUUAAUAACUAUAGAGAAAUUAUCUGCUCUAUGUGUUGAUAGGUAGGAAAUAUUACUAAUGAGAAAACUAAAAUUGUUUCCAAUCGACAAUAAAUAAAACUGAACUGCCCCUUUGAAAGUAGAGCAAGCAUGUUUAACCGAUUAGGAAGCAUGAAAAGGCAAUCAACAGACAGGAAGGUCAGGGGGUGAUCAAUCUUGAAAGAGAACAAUAGCUUCUGCUACUUACGAAAUGUUUAAAUGUGUUAAGCAAACAAAAAAGGAUAAGUAUUCUCCCAUAGAGACGCAGCUGGUCAGCCAAAAAACCAACCACAGCGUCUUCUUGCGAUCCGUACAUAGCUGGUAAUGAAAUGAAAUCCCAUCAAACAAACGGUUGGUUUAGAUGUUAUAAAGAACAUCUCAUUGUUCUGUGUGUCAACUACAAUCAUUUGCUAUGCAUGAAAAAAGAUAGGAAAGCAAUUCAUCUGCUGCAGUCCAAAAACCUCCUAACAACCAUGUAGGUCUGCAACGGUCGCAUGAAAUUUCAAUUGCAAUUUCGAACUCCAAAAGUACCUGCUGUCUGGCAAUGAUAGGUAACUGAUAUUGUGUUAACACGCUUAUUGUUCAGUUGACUUGCGAACGGAAAAGAUUAUAACUAUUGUUUCAACAACAAAGCAAAGCAAUUGAGCACAACAUUGAAAUAUUCCUUUGAUUCGAGAAACAAUAUAGCUAGCCAGACCACACGGAUCAAGGACAUUGAAGCCCCUGUCCUGGAAAACAUUUCUUUUUUUAAGAUUUCACGAUAAAUCAUUUUAAAUUUAUAGAAAAACUUACUAUCACAAUCAUUUUGUUUGCAUAAAAGUCCAGGAACAUAUACAGAAUGAAAAACAUAUUUAUAAUAACCCCUUUACAUCUUUAGAAACUAGACAGACACAAAAAAUGUGGCUGAAGAUGUGACGUCAUUUUGCCAAAGAGACCACACCCAAUUUAAAAAAUAAUUAAAUCUAAUACUAACUAAUGAAAAAAAACUAAAAGUAAGACGUUGCUACCUAAUAUGGCUAAUAUGGAUCCAAUGUUGCAGCCCAGAUGGAUUAUUUGUUGCUAGUGGCAAACCUAUUGGUGCAUUGGAAGUUAAAUGCCCAUAUUCCAAAUAAAACAUGCUGCUAACAGAAGCCAUAAAAAAUGACACCAAUUUCUUCCUGAUGGAGACUGGAGGAAAAUUGUUGUUAAAAAUGAUGCAUGGCUACUAUUUCCAGUGUCAGGGGACUUCAAAUCUUCUCAACCUAGACUAGAUUGACUUUUUUGUCUACACAUAAAUUGACUUUCAUGUAGAACAAAUUGAAAGGGACAAAUCAUUAAGCCUGGUUUCCACUGGGCGAUUAUCGCGAUAAGAUUUCGCUUCUAUCGCGAUAAGAUUUCGCUUCUAUCGCGAU
This is a messenger RNA of Rhopilema esculentum, 9412 nucleotides long. RefSeq lists its product as uncharacterized. The record is from RefSeq and is a predicted model, not a curated record. Lineage: Eukaryota; Metazoa; Cnidaria; Scyphozoa; Rhizostomeae; Rhizostomatidae.